AUGGAUGCCCACCCGAAGGAGAUGGUGCCUCUCAUGGGCAAAAUAGCCACUAUGCCCAGUGGGAACGCUGCCAUCCUGCAGGAGAAGAGGCUGGCAGAGAUCACCCCCACCAAGAGUGCACACUUUUUCCUGGAGAUAGAAGGGUUCGAGCCCAGCACCACUGUCACCAAGACCUCUCCCCUCAUCUUCUCCAAGCCCAUGGACUCCAACAUCCGGCAAUGCCUCCCCGGCAGCUGUGAUGACAUGGACUCCCCACAUUCUCCUCAGGAUGACGUGACAGAGACCCCAUUUAAUCCCAACAGUCCCAGUGCAAACCUGGCCAAGCAAGAGCAGAGGCACAAACAGAAGCGGCUGAAGAAGCACAUCUUUGCGGCUGUGUCGGAGGGCUGCGUGCAGCAGCUGCUGGAGCUGCUGAUGGAGCUACAAGAGCUUUGCGAGCAGCGCCACAGCCUGGAGGUGCCUGACUUCCUCAUGCGCAACCUGACGGCCUUGGACACGGGGAAGACCUGCCUGAUGAAGGCCUUGUUGAACAUCAACCCCAGCACCAAGGAUAUCGUGCGGAUCCUGCUCGCCUUCGCUGAGGAAAACGACAUCCUAGACAGGUUCAUCAACGCCAAGUACACGGAGGAGGCCUUCGAAGGGCAGACGGCGCUGAACAUCGCCAUCGAGCGGCGGCAGGGAGACAUCGCCGCGGUGCUCAUCGAGGCCGGCGCCGACGUCAAUGCCCACGCCAAGGGCGUCUUCUUCAACCCCAAGUACCAGCACGAAGGCUUCUACUUCGGCGAGACACCCCUGGCCCUGGCAGCCUGCACCAACCAACCCGAGAUCGUGGAGCUGCUGAUGGGCAACGAGCAGACGGACAUCACCUCGCAGGACUCACGGGGAAACAACAUCCUCCAUGCUCUGGUGACGGUGGCUGAGGACUUCAAGACGCAGAAUGACUUCGUCAAGCACAUGUACGACAUGAUCCUGCUGAGGAGCGGCAACUGGGAGCUGGAGACCAUGCGCAACAAUAACGGCCUCACGCCGCUGCAGCUGGCCGCCAAGAUGGGCAAGGCCGAGAUCCUGAAGUACAUCCUCAGCCGUGAGAUCAAGGAGAAGCGGCUCCGGAGCCUGUCCAGGAAGUUCACCGACUGGGCCUACGGGCCAGUGUCGUCCUCGCUCUACGACCUCACCAACGUGGACACCAUGACCGACAACUCGGUGCUGAAAAUCAUCGUCUACAACACCAACAUCGAUAACCGGCAUGAGAUGCUGACCCUGGAGCCCCUGCACACGCUGCUGCAUAUGAAGUGGAAGAAGUUUGCCAAGUACAUGUUCUUCCUGUCCUUCUGCUCCUACUUCUUCUACAACAUCACCCUGACCAUCAUCUCUUACUACCACACCCGGGGGGAGGAGGCCCUGAAACACCCCUUAGCAAACAAGAUGGGGUGGCUGCAGCUCUUAGGAAGGAUGUUUGUGCUCAUCUGGGCCAUGUGCAUUUCUGUGAAAGAGGGCAUCGCGAUCUUCCUGCUGAGACCCUCAGAUAUGCAGUCCAUCCUCUCGGAUGCCUGGUUUCACUUUGUCUUUUUUGUCCAAGCUCUGCUUGUGAUACUGUCUGUCCUCUUGUACUUGUUUGCCUGCAAAGAGUACCUCACCUGCCUCGUGCUGGCCAUGGCCCUGGGCUGGGCGAACAUGCUCUACUACACGCGGGGAUUCCAGUCCAUGGGCAUGUACAGCGUCAUGAUCCAGAAGGUCAUUUUACAUGAUGUUCUGAAGUUCUUGUUUGUAUAUAUCGUGUUCUUAUUUGGAUUUGGAGUAGCCCUGGCCUCGCUGAUCGAGAAGUGUUCCAAAGACAAUGAGGACUGCACCUCCUAUGGCAGCUUCAGCGACACGGUGCUGGAACUCUUCAAGCUCACCAUAGGCCUGGGUGACCUGAAGAUCCAGCAGAACUCCAAGUACCCCAUCCUCUCCCUGAUCCUGCUCAUCACCUAUGUCACCCUCACCUUCGUCCUCCUCCUCAACAUGCUCAUUGCCCUGAUGGGGGAGACUGUGGAGAACAUCUCCAAGGAGAGUGAGCGCAUCUGGCGCCUACAGAGAGCCAGGACGAUCUUGGAGUUCGAGAAAAUGUUACCAGAAUGGCUGAAGAGCAGAUUCCAGAUGGGAGAGCUGUGUAAAGUGGCAGAGCAAGAUUUCCGACUGUGUUUGCGGAUCAACGAGGUGAAGUGGACUGAAUGGAAAACUCACGUCUCUUUCCUCAACGAAGAUCCGGGGCCCGGGAGACGGUCAGCAGAUUUCAACAAAAUCCAAGAUUCUUCCAGGAACAACAGCAAAACUACCCUCAAUGCAUUUGACGACAUAGAUGAAGUUCCGGAAACCUCCGUGUAGAAGCAGAACCCAGAGCUCGUGUGCAUGUGGGCCGUCUGAGGCUGGAGGCUGGGUCCUGGACUUGGUGCUGCGGGCUUUGCAGAGUAAUGGAGCCUGGCUCCACCUGCAGAGACGAGGAAAGCACACUCAUGCUGGACGGGUGUCUGAACCGAGGGGCAGUUGUCAGUUUGAGUGGGAAACACCCUGGACUUUGUUAUUCGGCAGAGAGUUUGUAUAAACCCACGGCCAGCAGUCCUGAGCCUGGGAGUCCCAGGAGUCCCUGAAUCCCGGGUGAAGUCUCUGCGUUCACCAACGGCAGGUCGAUUUGGCUGGGAGAGAGGGUGGCAGGGCAGGGGCGGGGCCCAAGGAGCAGGGAGAGGAGUCUUCUGCCAAGGUCCCCAGCCCCAGCCUGCGCAUCCUACCAUUUCCCUUAUUGUAACUGGGUCUCCUGAACUUAAGGGACGCUUGAUGCAUCCCAGAAUGUGCAGGGGACUGAGCUAAGCCGGGUGUCCUGGGACUGGAGGAGAAUGAGCUUCUGGAGCCUUCAGGGAGAAGGAAAACACCCUUGGAAUGAGUGGCCUUUGUACUCAAGGCUCAAACUGUCUCCAACUGAGACGUUUCUAGUAGCAUAAUUAACACAGGGUUUUUCUUUUCCAUAGAGAAAGGCUUUUUCCGUUUUAAAUGAAAAUUACUUCACAUGAAGCAUGUGAUUUUAAAGCUGAGAAAUAGAUUUUAGGAUUUGGGGCUGGAGGUAAGUAUUAUAUACUUGGCCUCGGGGUGGCCAGAGCAAGGACAAAAAGCUUUUCUUUAUGCACAUAAAAUUCCACAAGAGACACGCCAGGCAGGGACUACCAUCUGGGUGAAAGAUCUUGGCUGUUUUCCUUGUCCCAGCCCUGCAACAGUGCAUGCCUCUAAGUUGGGAUCAUGGCUUCGACUGAAACGGAAAUAGCAGCUGCUCUAUUUACAUGGUCUUGAAUCUCAGAGGUUACUCGUAUACAUCAGUAUUUCUCACUGGAGGAAUUUAACAAAAUACCUGAAAUGCUCUGGUAUUAAAUAUUUUUGUUAACUGUGAAGUCUGAAGUGGAGGAGGAGGCCUUUGAGAAAGGAGUGCUUGCCAAGAUGUGAGGCUUAUUUUUAGAUUCUCAUCCUCUGAUUUUUCUCCCCCCUGAAAUCACACAGAGUCACUUUGGGGGCAGAAGUGAAGUGGAGAUAGUAGAAAUGUUCCAGGUUACUGGAGCCUAUAGAACCAUAAAAUCCACUCUGCCUCAGUUAUCUGGUAAUAGAUUCAUGUGGGAAUUUUUGAGGUGGAAUUAUGACGCUAUUAACCAUGAAUUUUAAUUUUAAGUGGCACAAAAACCAUUCGGCUUUUAGAUAACUUGGCUAUUGGCUAGUUAAUCUGACUUGAGGCAAACUAAGGAGUCCAGGCCAAGCAGUCCACUCUCGGCCUUCUUCUCCGCUCUGGGCUGCUCUGUGCCCCAGCUUACCUCGGCCUUCUUCUCCGCUCUGGGCUGCUCUGUGCCCCCUGAUGGGCUGGGUCAGGGAGCGAUGCCAUGAGUGGUGGAUGUAGCCUUAGAGCCGUAAGAUCUGCAGCAGCCCCUGUGCUCUCGGAUGACCCAGGGAGCCAACCCGUGCUCUAAGCUGUAGUGGUCAGGCCAAGCUCAAGUGUGGGCAGGGGAGGAAGGGGCUAGGCAUGUUCCCCAGAGAAGGGAAGAUGUGGGGAGAUUGUCCUAGAGGCAGGGGGAGCAGAUGUGUUCCAGAUGGGCAGAGCUAAUGCCAGAAGUUGGAAAUUUCAGGGAAAAAAAUUUUAGUUCAAUUCAGUCCAGCAACUGCUCCAGAUAUUGGGGAUAUUUAAGCAGAAGCUGGUUGAGCAUUUAUUAAGGAUAUUGUUAAAGAUCACAAUCAAAUGAACUUGAAGGUCCUUUUAGCCUGGAGAUUAGCAUCCUGUGUCUGGAAUUACCUGCUUGCGUUCAUCCUGAACAGAUGUCCUGGUUUGAAGGGCAGCCGUUUGGAUCGAUGGCACCAUGCUCUACACCAUGCAGCUGGGAAUUCAGAUAUGUUUUGAUCUGGAUAUGAAUGGAUAAAGCCGUAUGGUUCUCCAUUUCCCACUUGAACGAAAGCUGGGACGUUAGACAGACAGAAAUCAAUAACUGGAUCUUUGCCUUCUUACAUGUAUGGAGACCUGUCUGUGGAUCUGGAUGGAAUUUGCUGGCAGGACCAUUUUCUAUACUGAAUCUUCUUCCUGACAGUGGCAUCCCCCAAAGGUUUUCAGCCUAGGUAGGUUUACCAAGGAAAGCAAUGAGUCAAAGAGCAUUGGCUUAAAAGGACCAGUUCUCUUAUUUUACACCUGGAGACUAAAGCUCCAAAAGGAAAGUGGACUUGUUCAAAGUCAUGCAGGAGGUCGUAUCAGAGCUGUCGAAGCUGGAGUGUUCUGAUUCUGGACCGCAGUAUCCCCCUGCACGAUUUUUUUUUUAGCACAGUUAUUUGGUAAAUUUGAGUCUGCCUUUGUGGUUGGCGUAUGUGAGGGGACGAGAGCUUUUUGCUCAGAGGAUUCAUGCUGGCAGUCUGCACUGUCCCUGUGAUCCCCACGAUGGGUUUAAAAUUGAAGUGUGUGCAUACAGGUGUGUACAAAACCACACACCACGCCACACUGAAUUCACAGGUGUAUCAGGGCAUCUUAAAUGAUUCACAUUUCAGUAAUUUAAGGGGAAGGCAUUUUCCAGGGGUGGAAUCUCCCACACUCAGAUAACAGUUUUGGCUGGAAAUUUUCCUUUAACUAAACUCUGCCUCAGGAAGAAUCCAUUAUUUUAGAAAUUAUGUGAUAUAUCUGUUUGGAAGAAAAAUGGUGCUUACUUUCCUCCUUGCCAGGGUGGGAGAAGGAGUUCAAGGCUGUACUGUGAAGUCAUUAUGCUUGUAGAGGGCUCCUGCCUGCCCUGGAGCCCAGGGUUAUUGACCUUCGUUUCCUUCCACAAGGCCUGGUGAGCUAAGUCCUUUUGCUCUGGGUAGGGCCCCAGGAGAUGGGCCGUCAUCUGGGCCUGUAAGUCAUACUUGAUCUCUGCAUUGAUUUAUAUGUUUUUACUGUGCUCUUGGUCCCAAACACAGAAUUUUCACCUUGUUCUCAUUGAAUGUGCCUGAUCCUUGCAAAUUCCUUUUACAUCUUGUUUUUAGUGUUGUGUGUGUGUGAAACUCUGUGUUCAAGAAAGAAGUCAUAAAUGCAGUGAGAACAUCUUAGUGCCAUUGAAGAAAUACUUUUAUGAUUUCUAAUAAAUAUUUAU
Molecule: messenger RNA, 5618 nt
Organism: Globicephala melas (long-finned pilot whale)
Lineage: Eukaryota; Metazoa; Chordata; Mammalia; Artiodactyla; Delphinidae
Gene: TRPV3
Product: transient receptor potential cation channel subfamily V member 3
Biological process (GO): calcium ion import across plasma membrane; actin filament organization; osmosensory signaling pathway
Cellular component (GO): cilium; plasma membrane
Molecular function (GO): calcium channel activity; protein binding
Source: RefSeq, a predicted model, not a curated record